UAUCUCGUACGUUUCACACAACAUAAGAAUCAAAGUAGAUAAAUAAGUAUUUACCGUGUAAUUUUACGAGGAAAACAAUUAUCAAAUGUAGAGCGUUACCAUGGUGACCGGCAUAAACCACCAAGUGUGCUGCUAGGCUAGCAAGUUAAAAUAUGCUAGCUUUUAUUGAACCAUAAAUAUAAAUAGCGAACUUCAAUACGUUCCGUGAAGACACUGUUCACAGACCACCAGGAUGUCGGUUCCUUUGUCUGGGGUAGAGCUGCUCAGACUGUGUACAGUGCUGCAGGACUGUGCUGAUCAGCUGUCAGUGCUGGGUCACAUCAUGCCCGACACCUACAGGGGUCGUCCAGAAGCUAAUAUGGUUGUGUCAGCUGACAUUGGACAGGUCCUUGAACAGCAGAAACGGGCAGAGCAGAACCUGAAAGCAGCCCGUCAGUUUGAGAGAGAGGCUGGGGGACUGUCAGAUGCCACCCGUGAGCUGCACAGGUCCCAGAAGGAACUGAACCGCACACUAGAGGAGAACCCACUGUCCCCUGACAACCUGGCCAAGGUGCAGAGAGACAGGCAGUUUGUGGCUCACGUGAUCACUGAUGUGUUGGCAGAGCUGCAAGAGAGAGGGACCUUUCACAGCUUGGUUUUGGCUGUGGAAGAAGAGAAAAGAAGGAAGGCCAACCUCCUGGACAUAAUAAUCAGGGAGGAGGAGGGCCGGCGGAGGACCAAAGCUCUUCAGAGACAGCUGCUUGACAUCCACAAGGAAAAAUCUCUGGAGCUGCAGCGACGCGAGGAGAUGACUGCCCACCUGAAGGACCAGCUACAGGAGAUGAAGGCUAAGACUGGACUGGAGAGGAAAUAUGUGAAGAGCAGCGCAGAGCUGCUAGUAUACCAGGGACAGAAGACCAACAUACACGCUGAGAAGCAGCUGGAGGAUGAGAUCAGGCUACUGCAGGAGAGGUUGGAGGAGGAGAGGAGAGUUCAUAUGGAGAUGGAGACUUUCCUCAAGGAACAUCAGACAAGUCUGGGGGAGAAGCUGGAGGUGUGGAUGGAGCGCUAUGAGAGAGACAUGGAGGACAAGCAGCAGGAGCUCAACAGCCUGAGGAACAACAAAGCUAACAAUCUCUCCCAGCUCCAGGAGUUGGCCAAGAAGUACAGAGACAGUGAGCAGGUGGUCAUCGAGGACAGGUUGGAGAAAGAGGCCCGACGCAGGCAGCUGGAGAUGGAACACAUGGAGCGAGACGCAGCCACCAAGAUCCAGUCGUGGUGGAGGGGAACGUUAGUGCGACGCGGUCUGGGCCCCUUUAAGAAAGGCAAGAAGCCCAAGUCCAAGGAGGGAAAGAAGGGGAAGAAGAAAAAGUGAGGUGUCCCGGCUUCAGGAGCUCCAGUGAAAGGAAACCCAAACAAAUCUCAAUACAGACUUUUCAUCAAUGUUCAAUUCCUGAUUACAGACUAAGUCAAUACUUGGCCUUUAGGCAAAUAUAUCUUCAAUGAGAACUGCUGUUUUUUUUUCUUUAACAGAGUAAAGUUGGCAUGGCCAUUUUGAAUACCACCAUUGCAAGGUUCUUACUUAUAUGCAGUCUAACACAAGGGCAAGAAUGGUAAUAAACAAGCGCACUCAUGAGA
Molecule: messenger RNA, 1617 nt
Organism: Coregonus clupeaformis (lake whitefish)
Lineage: Eukaryota; Metazoa; Chordata; Actinopteri; Salmoniformes; Salmonidae
Gene: drc9
Product: IQ motif containing G
Exons: 10
Coding region: 233-1354 (373 amino acids)
Biological process (GO): cilium organization; sperm axoneme assembly
Cellular component (GO): sperm flagellum; cytoplasm
Molecular function (GO): protein binding
Source: RefSeq, a predicted model, not a curated record